AUGCGUGAUGCUCCAAAAUUGGGCCCGAUCAAUGACUGCGCCUUGUACAGGAUUUUGACCCUUUUCGCGGUUGCGGCUCUAAGGAGGUUUCGUCCAUUUAAGGGAAGCGUUCUUAUGUUGACAGAUCGAAUUUGUGUCAAAUACGGACAACAUGUAGACUUAUCAGAGGCAGGUACUAUGUGUUUCAUCUCACAGAACACAUCUAUACCGGUUCCAAAAGUCCUGUGCGCCUUUACGCACCAGCGUUGCACCUACAUUGUGAUGGAAAGAAUCAAAGGGGAAAUGAUUGGUGCCGGCUGGGUUUAUCGGAGUGAGGAGUCGAAGGCAAAGAUUCUUACUCAGUUGCAGAAGAUGGUCCAGGAGAUGCGAACACUCCCACCUCCAGCAGGCAUGGGUGUAGGCUCCGUUGUGGACGGGACUCUCUUUGAUGGCCGCCUGCCGGGCACUUCCCUACGCUUUGGGCCUUUUCCCAGUGUCCAAGAAUUCCACCGACAUUUGCGAGGUGGCAUGGACUUUGACCCCGGACUUGAUCCCGCCAUACAGGAACUGAUCAGACAACAUGAUAGAUCUUUCCCGAUUAAAUUUACCCAUGGCGAUCUUAGUAGCCUCAACAUUCUGGCCCGCGGGGACACUAUUGUUGGAAUUAUUGACUGGGAAACUGCCGGCUGGUAUCCAUCAUACUGGGAAUAUACUACAGCUUGCCAAGUCAACCCCCAAAACUCCUUUUGGAUCAAUGAAAUCGAUAAAUUCAUCACCCCUAUGCCGGACGAACUGGCAAUGGAACGAAUUCGCCAAAAGUUUUUCGGGGAUUAUUGA
Molecule: messenger RNA, 816 nt
Organism: Aspergillus niger
Lineage: Eukaryota; Fungi; Ascomycota; Eurotiomycetes; Eurotiales; Aspergillaceae
Exons: 1
Coding region: 1-816 (271 amino acids)
Source: RefSeq, a predicted model, not a curated record